AUGGACGAAACAGAUCAAGCAAAAGACAACUAUAAGCGUGCACUAGAGAUUCAACUGAAAAAGCUGGGACCUGAACAUGUUCAUGUUGCAAGCACGUACAACAGUCUUGGUAAUUCACUCAGUAAGCUGGGCGAAACAGAUCGAGCAAAAGACUACUAUGAGCGUGCACUAGAUAUUGAACUGAAAAAGCUGAGACCUGAACAUGUUGACGUUGCAAGAACCUACGGAAAUUUUGGCAAUUUACACAGUAAGCUAGGCGAAAAAUAUUAAGCAAAAGACCACUGCAGGCAUGCACUAGAGAUUCAACUGAAAAAGCUGGGACCUGAACAUGUUUACUAUGCAAACACCUACAAAAAUCUUGGUGUUUUACACAGUGAGCUGGGCGAAACAGAUCAAGCAAAAGACUAGUAUAAGCGUGCACUAGAGAUUCAACUGAAAAAGCUGGGACCUGGACAUGUUGACUUUGCAACCUGUUGCAACAAUCUUGGUAAUUUACAUCGUACGCUAUAAGCGUGCACUAGAGAAUCAACUGAAAAAGCUGGGAGCUGAACAUGUUAAUGUUGCAACCUGUUACUUCAGUCUUGGUAAUUUACAUCACACGCUGGGCGAAACAGAUCAGGCAAAAGACUACCAUAAGCAUGCAUUAGAGAUUACACUAAAAAAGCUGGGACCUGAACAUGUCGAUGUCGCACAUUCUUACCACAAACUGGGUAGUAUUUACAAUGGCCUGGGCGAGUUCGAAGAGGCCAAGCACUGUCUUGAUCGUGCAUCGGUAAUUUAUAUCGCCAAAUAUGGUUAA
Molecule: messenger RNA, 799 nt
Organism: Pocillopora meandrina
Lineage: Eukaryota; Metazoa; Cnidaria; Anthozoa; Scleractinia; Pocilloporidae
Source: the annotation of a GenBank genome assembly